Brassica napus (rape) is the source of this 1425-nucleotide messenger RNA. RefSeq lists its product as uncharacterized. The transcript has a single exon. The record is from RefSeq and is a predicted model, not a curated record. Lineage: Eukaryota; Viridiplantae; Streptophyta; Magnoliopsida; Brassicales; Brassicaceae. The coding region runs from base 1007 to 1267 and encodes 86 amino acids.
GAUAAGGAAGCAAGAACCAGCAAAGAAACACUACUAUGUCUGGACAUCUAUUACAAUAAUUCUAUCUUUACAUGUAGCGAAACAUAAAAUAAUACACACUUUUUGUUUGAUUCUAUCACUCGAAUAAAAAUUGUUUGAAGAAAGAUCAAAAGGAAAGACUUAAAGAGACAGAGAACUUGGAUGACUUUAGUUAGGAAUUAAUAACAAUAAAAUAAACUAGAGCAAAGACUCUUAAGCUAAAGUGAAUUCGGACCCCUUUCAGAAGCUUGUUUGAUGAAAUCUCAACAACCGUCUGAUUGUAAUAUACCAGCUUCCACGUUUCUUCGUCUUCUUCCUCAUUCCUCCAUUUCAGAUUCUCGCAUAAUACCUCUAUUACUAUGAUUUUCUCAUGAUCAACACUUUUAUGUUAUUGUAGAAAAUAAUUAUAUGAAUUGUACCAACAACGGAUUAGCGAAAAAACGUUAUACCAUAAUCCUCAUUAUAUGAUUCAUUAAUUAGACAAAUAUACAUAAAGCUAAUUAUCUGUACAACGAGUUAGAAAAGAAAUUAUACGAACAUAACUUGUUAACAUGUAGCUAUUAUUGAAUAAGAAAUUGCAUGCAAUAAUAUACUCCAUUAAAUUGUAUGGAUUUUAUAUUGUUUUAUUACUACUAGCAGGUUUGAGUUACAAUAAACGACACAUAAUCCCACAAAGGAAUAGGUCCAAAUAAUUGCAAGCGACACAUAAAUGAACGUUGGUCCUACAAUGUAGUAGUAGCUGAACGAAACUUUAUUUUUUUCUUUAAGAAAUUAUUUAUUUUUUCUUUGAUAAUUUCUAAACACAACGUACCAACCAAGAUUCUAAUCAAACCGGACCAUAAAGAACUCCCACAAAAAGCUGUUUUGCUCAGUCACCCUAUAAAUACUUCCUCAACCCCCCCAUCUCUCUACAUAAACACAAACACAUCAACCUUAAACAAAUUUACAGUUUUUUUUCUUACAUCUUGGUGUAUUCUUGUUCUAACUAAUGGGAGGCAACAGCAGAAAGAAGUUCUCUCUCUUCAGCUUCUUUAAAUCACGAAGGUCAUCUCAUAUGAUUGAAGCAGACGCAUGGGACGACGGCGUAUACACAAGAAAGGCAUGGGCCAGCGACGAGGACAAGCGAUAUUGGGUGGCUGAGCCAGGUAUUGACCGUAAGGCUUCUGCCUUUAUCGCCAAGUUCCAUGCCUCUCGUGUUUCUGAGUCCGAGUGCCAAACUCUCCCUCCUUGCCACUCUCAUCAUAACUAGCCAUCAUCACAAUCAUCAUCAUGAUGAUGAUAAAUGAAAGAAUGCUAAUAGCUAGCUUAUUUAGUUUGGUUCUAUGUAUAUUCUCUUUUAUUUGAUGUUCAUGAUGAUGUCCUUACGAUGAUUUGUUUAUAAAAUGUGUUAUAUGCAGUUUAAGUUAA